Acanthosepion pharaonis is the source of this 3000-nucleotide messenger RNA. NCBI's taxonomy places the organism in Eukaryota, Metazoa, Mollusca, Cephalopoda, Sepiida, Sepiidae. The record is from the annotation of a GenBank genome assembly.
AUGGCGACAAGCAGACCGCUGACGACAGAUGAAAAAAUUUGGUGUUUUGAAGUAACAAAUCCAGUGAAACACAUCAAAGGCUUUACAAUCUACCAAGUAUCAUGUAAGAUCAUUCACAUUUCUGCACCAGAGAAAAUAACUGAGAUUGUGGUAUGGAAACGGUACAAUGAUUUCAAACAAUUGUACAAGUCUAUGAUAACUCUUCAUAAAGCACUUCACCGAAAAGAAGAGUUCCCAGAAUUUGCAAAACCAAAAUUUUUUGGCAGAUUUGCCGAAUCUGUCAUAGAAGAAAGAAGAACAAGUGCCUUGGAAUUAUUGAACUUCAUUGGUCACCAACAACAUUUGUACAAAUCUCAACUAUUUCAGAAAUUUUUGGAGAGUAGUGAAAAUGAUGAAUUUAAUACAGUGGAAGGAAGAAGUUGUCCUGUCUCGAUAAAACCGACAAAUGGAGGAGGUGCAUCCAACGCAACUGCUGAAACCUCAAGCUUUGAAUCUGAUUCUGAACUUUCACUUGACCUCUCCUCUUCUGAUGCAAAUAAAUCUCAUGAAGUGUUAGCCUUGAACCAGCAGGACUCGUAUACUGAAAUCUCUCAAAAACAGGAAAAUCAUAUUUCAUUAAAAACCUCCACAAGUGCUAGUGACAUCUGUAAUGGAGUAUGGAGUCACCCUCAGAUUCCCGAUAAUAUCAGUAUUACAUCAAUGGAAGACGAGGAAUUGGAAGAACUUGAUAGGGAUGUUAGUGUUGUAUUGGGCACGCCAUUGCCUGAUGCUGACAUCUCCUAUUUUGACCCCCUGCAACCAAACCAGGAAGAAGCGGUCAGCUCAAGCCAUGAAUUGGACACUGACAACAUUUGGCUUUUGUCAGCCCUGGCAACAAAUGUCCUGCCUUUUACCACUGAGAGUUUAGUGUUGGACCCCAACAAAGACAAGAUGCCUGAUAAACAUUUGGAAGAAAGGAACUCCUUUCAUCAGUGCCAUUCUCAGCAAGACUCCAGUGUGGCCAGUGAUUCUAAGGAAAGCCCAGCCAAGGAAUUGGACACAGAAAAAACAUCCCAAAUUGACAUUUCAGCUUUUGAUCCUCUUGAAGAUGUGUCACAUGCAAAAGUAUCAUAUACAAAGGGAGAUUUCGACAUCUCUCUUAACUUACCGCCAUUAACGACUCAUCCGAGCUCACCAGAAAGAAAUGAUUCUUCCACGACUGCCGCUAAGUCGUCUGCAAGUUUUAGCCCAAAGAUCCAGCGAUCACGAUCUAGCUCAAGGUCGAGUGAAAUGUCUUUAAAAGUUGGUGGCAAAGAGGAUUACAUCUAUGUUGCUGCCAACCAAAUAUGCCAGGCACAGGAAUGUGAAGCAAGUGGCAGACAUGAAAUGGCAUUUGCGUUCUACAGAAACGGUGUCGGAAUCUUAUUACAAGGUGUUCAGGGAGAUGGAAAUAAAACCCGCCGGGAAGCUGUUCGUCGGAAAACAGCUCAAUAUCUUAUGAAAGCUGAGGAACUCUAUAACAGACAUCUUGCCAAAGACAGUAACGAUGAUAGAAGAUGGGCCCUUGAUUGUACAUUAUCUCCUCCAAUGGAACUCGACCCUACUUUGGCAUUUUUAAGGGCUCCCCUCUGUGAAUUGCGAAAUUACAAAGUGCUUGGAACUAUUGAUAAAGUGCUUCUUGUUUUGGAGAGGGGAACCAAUGACACAUAUGUAAUGAAAACCAUCCACAAGUCUGGCACUGAAAGGCUUGACGUGAAAAAUAUAUUGCCUAGUUUUUGUCCGUUUAUGGUUCAACUCCACAAAUUCUACGAAGGAACUGAUGCGAUAUACCUGCUUCUGCAUAUGAUCCCUGAAGGUACUGAGACACUUUCUUAUUCACCAAAGAGAGAUAAAAUGGACAUUAAAAGUAAUCAUUUAGAUGAAGUGUUUCUUUCUUCCCCACAAGAGUCUGGAGAAGGAGAAGAUGACAAGCCAAAUUCUACUUGGUCAAAAUAUUCACCCAAAUUGAUAAAAACUAGCAAUCCGCUUUUAGGCACUGUGCAUAAUCCCAAUGAAAAACUUUGUGUUGAUUCUUCAAUAUCUGUGAUAAAAACUGAUUCAGCCGGUGCUUCGGCGGCUUGUAUACAUGAAAGCAAUGACGGCUUUGAUGACAUUGAAUCCAACAGAAACACUGAACCGCAUGAUGCUAACAAAUACGCUGAAGACUUAACGAAAGUGUAUUCUUUCUCCUCAAAAGAAACUCCCUUCCCCCAAAAUGUUGACAAAACUUGCAAACCUUGCUCAGUGGAGGCCCUUCCCCUGUGCAAGAAAAAAAUGGCACGACCCUUGACACCUCAUGACCAAAAUGUAAGCUAUGAUGUUGCAUCUGGAAAUGACUUAGCCGCUCGUUCUCAAAAAGCCAUGAGUUGUAGUUGCUAUGUGGCCAGAAAUACAGAGCAAAACAUGACGACCCAUAAACAUUCCUUUACAGAAAUUUGCCGUUCUGCUUCUUUUGAAAGUAAUCUGAAGUCACCAUCUAAGAAUAAAUCUCGAAGAGUUUUUGAAGAACUGGAUGGCAUUGGUAAUUGGCCAUCAGAAGCUCUUUUACCAGAAUCUUGCAUAAGAAAUUGGGCAGCUGAAAUUGUAGUGGCACUUGCUUAUUUACAUGCUCAGGGAAUUAUUUGUAGAGAUUUAAAGCCAGCCAAUGUAUUGCUUGGUGAUAAAGGUCAUAUUUUGAUAACCUACUUUUGUCAAUUGAACAAUGUGGACAAACUGUUGGAUGAAUCGGCAGUGGAAAACAUGUACACAGCACCAGAGCUUCGUACCAUAUCCAGUUAUACUGAAGUCUGUGAUUGGUGGAGUUUUGGUGCCUUGUUGUAUGAAUUACUUUCUGGAAAGGAAGCACAAGGAAUUUUGGAAGAACUGUUGUGUUACAAUCCAAGAGAACGUCUUGGCAGCGGAAUAAAUGGUGCUGAAGACAUCAAGGCUCAUCCUUUCUUUGCUGGCAUCGACUGGAAUUACUUAGAGAACAAUUACAAUUAA